This is a messenger RNA of Phytophthora infestans T30-4, 699 nucleotides long. RefSeq names its product ubiquitin-conjugating enzyme E2, putative. NCBI's taxonomy places the organism in Eukaryota, Oomycota, Peronosporomycetes, Peronosporales, Peronosporaceae. The transcript is spliced from 2 exons. The coding region runs from base 1 to 699 and encodes 232 amino acids. The record is from RefSeq and is a predicted model, not a curated record.
AUGCUGGCACGAGAGAAUCUGCUGCCGCAAGUAGCUCAGCGCGUGGCUCGCGAGCUGCGAAAGCUUGUUGUGCAGCCUUUAGAAGGUAUCCGGUAUCUUCCGCAGGAAGAGGAGCAACUUUGUGAGAUUCACGCCGAGAUUCGUGGACCGGAGGACACGCCCUACCAAGGAGGCUACUUUACAGUCAAGCUCACUCUCACUGAGAGUUUCCCGGAGCAACCCCCGCGUGGUGUCUUCCUAACCAAGAUCUUCCACCCCAAUGUAUCGCAGCCAGCAGGCGAUAUUUGCGUCAAUACGUUGAAAAAGGAUUGGAAGGCGUCGCUCGGUCUGGCUCAUGUGCUGCAGGUGAUUCGCUGUCUAUUGAUCGUCCCGUUUCCAGAGUCCUCACUGAAUGACGAAGCGGGGAAGCUGUUCCUGGACAGUUAUGACGAGUACGCGCGUCGUGCCAAGCUGUGGACGAACAUUCACGCACCCAAACGAUCGGCUGUGUGUGAGGAAGCAGGUGAAACGAGUGGAGAGGAGGACAAGAGGAACUGUAGCAACAGCCAGCACAAACGACCUGCUGAGGAUGUUACGAGGUCGGAUGGGAAUGAUGCGGCACUGUCGACACCAAUCAAGAAGAUGAAAAUUAGCAGCGAUGUUGGAAGUUCUCUCAAGAAGAAGAAGGCCAACAAGAAAAAAGCCAUCAAGCGUCUGUAG